Molecule: messenger RNA, 1086 nt
Organism: Torulaspora globosa
Lineage: Eukaryota; Fungi; Ascomycota; Saccharomycetes; Saccharomycetales; Saccharomycetaceae
Gene: ELA1
Product: elongin A
Exons: 1
Coding region: 1-1086 (361 amino acids)
Biological process (GO): transcription elongation by RNA polymerase II
Cellular component (GO): nucleus; elongin complex
Source: RefSeq, a predicted model, not a curated record
AUGAAAAGUUUAAGCAAACUUUGCGAAAUCAGCCUAAUGAGGAAUUAUCAGCAGAUACAGAACGUUGCGAACGUUCCAUACCGGUUGAUACAAGACAUACUGCUUAAGGUUAAAUUCGAUCAGCUGUGCAGGCUGGAGAAGAGCAACGUUCUGCUCAUUUUCGAAGAUGACGAAUUAUGGCUUAAUCUGUUGAAGCAGGACUUCCCGACAAGCACUCAUGAAUCUUUUGUGUCAAAGAAGGAUGUGAUAAGACAAUACUACAUGGACUUCGUCCAGGAAAAUGACCCAGCGCUGCUUGAGGCAGAUCCUGAGCUCGUUGAGACGUAUUUGCAACCGACGCUGAGGAAAAGUCGGUCAAACGGCCAGUUCAGGAUGCCAUACCGAAUGCUGUACUUUAGAUAUCAGGAAGAUGUAAUAAGGAAGCAAGAGAAGAGUGCGGAAAGACUGCGAUUGCAGAUGAAGCAGCUCCAGCAGGAGCGAAUAAAGAACCAAAUAGUUGUGGUGGAUCCACCUUUCAGCGCCAAAGGGCUUGCGAGGAGGAGCGCGAAAGAGCACCAUUCAGAACUAUUUCGCAAGAGCAUGAAGGAACACGACUCGAGACUUCGACAUUUUAAAAAUGGCGGCUUCGACAUAGCCAAGCGACAUGCGACGCGAGUUGCGUUCGGUGGAUCGGCUGGCGGAGCUCCAACUGGCUCUCCCCAACCGCACGCGGGUUCAGAGCCGAUCCCGAUACGAAAGAUAGUGGACGAACCACCAAGAGAGGCCACCUCCCCAGCAGACGCUAACCCAGGUCUCCCGCCAGCAAUAAAAAAGAGAAGGACCGAACCACCUAGCAUAUUUCUCAAGAAGAAACCGGCAGUACCCAUUGCCAGGACCAGAGAGCCGCCGGCGCCGCCUUCGCAGCCUGUUGCGGGUCCAAGAAACGCUACAUCAGGCCACAAGAAGAAAUCCGCACUCUUCGACAGGCCGUCCCAGAAUCCGUCUACGCAGGACAGCCCGGUCGCCGGAAACAGGAGCCAGCACAGGAGCAUCUACAUAUUCGACAAGAGACACCGCACCGCCAAGAACAACGCAUCUGAACGAUAG